AGAGGCUGCGACAGAUGGACCGUGCGCGGAAGGUGGAAGGAGAAUCCUAAGAUGGCUGCCGUUUGAACACGGUGUGCGCGUCGCGGGCAACAACAACAACGUGGGUGAGCUAACGGGUGCCCGAUGUGGAAGUGCAAGCUAUAACUCGGUGAUUUUUUUCGGAUGUGAAUUCCAUUACUGUCGACGGAGUUUCGUUAAAAAAAACGUUUUCGUGAACGGGUAGAAACGUAGCGAGGUACACGGCCACGCCCUUGGCACAGGCAGCCAUCUUGCGUGUCAGCUGAGCGCGAUGCACCACGGUAGUCAGUGUUGCAACCCUAGCAACCAUCAGGCGACUUACACUGCCUGCACGCCUUGCCAACAUUGCCUUACACUACUGUUCAGAACCCAGAACCGGAUCCAGAUGACAGCAGUUACUUGAGAUGUCGUGAGGUAAGCCAGGAUAAAGAUAGGUAAGUUUUUGAACAAUUACUAAAGCUUGUGCGGUAGAAAUGAAUGAUAAUUGACAUAUAACGAAAUGAAUGAGCUUAUAAGCCAUGAUAAAUGUUAUUAAUAUUUUUCUGUAAGAAUAUAAAAUGCAGCAGGUUAAAUUAUAUAUUCGAUACUGUACACUUUUUCUUUUUAAUGAGAGAAACUUUGUUUAAAAAAUGAACUCAAAAUAAUUUGUGCAACCUGUGAUACGAAUUCUUUAUCAGAUCGUACUUAUAGAAGCUUUCAUUCUAAAGUGGUUGAAACACGACAAAGUUCUGUAAUGAAUCGUGUGAGUGAUAUGAGAUAGGACUUUCAUAAUAUAAAGCAACUUACAGGUUGUAAGGGUAAAAAAUAUCAUUUUUCAUAAAAAAAAUUUACCGUGUUGCAUGCAAAAUUAUACAGGGUGAGUCAGAUAAAAUGUUAAGAACUAUUAUCGCAGAAAGUGUAACAGCACCCGAAGCACCCGAGUGUGUGGUGUAUACAAAUUUUUUUUAAGUGACUGCUGUAAGGGCAAUAAACUGACAUUUCUUUUUUAAGUUCAAUGAACUUAAGGCCCUUCGGGCCUUCGGCAAUGAUUUUCAAAGAAGAUUGACGCUACUAUUUCGUUAAAAAUGUGUGUGAAGUAUGUAAUGAACAUAUUCUAGUGUGUGAAAGUAUCAUAUUUUGGCAUCAUCCUGGUAAUUAAAAAGUUAUCAGAUAUGAUAUGCAAGGUGUGAAAAAAAGUGAUUGACAUGUUUAUAAGGAAAAUGAAUUAUGAUAGUGAAUUAGUGCGAAGUUCGUGCGUUGUGCUCUGUGUGAAUCACACCUACUUUCUUGGUGGAUCCAAGGAUAUCCUGCCCAAAACCAUACCGAACACCUAUUCUUUCCGGAAAGAACCAUGGUGGAGAUGAACGCGAUCGAUUUUUUCGAUCGCGUGAUUCUCGAUGAAUUGAUGCGUCUGUUUCAGGUACAUCUUCAGCAUAGCCAAACAUCCCCAGUUUCACAAUGCAAUAGGAUUUGAGCGGAGAGCUUUGCUCUUAUCGCUCUCCUUUCAUUGUUUCUUCGAUAACAACAGGCCGCCAGCAGCAGCAAAGGAUUCUGAUGUGUUUGUAUUUCUUGAAAAAAAAAAUGUAGUUUUGAAAAUAAAAUGGCAGAGUACUACGUAAGUUAUUGCAUGAGUGUAAUUUAACCUUCUUACUGCUGUGAUAAAAAGCAUUUAACAGUUGUGAUUAAAUAAAUGCUUUACUUAUUUUUUUUAUUUAAGUUGCUUUUAUUAAACUGAAUAAGUUUUUUUGAACCGUUUUCUGAUAUUUUUUAUAGUUAACCAUUCAUAACAAAGAGAGUAUUUAAGGGUCGAAUACGCAAGAAAAAUUAAAACAGACGUGUUUUGUCUUAAAAUUUAUGUUAUUAAAUAUUGAGAACGACGAAUAUUCUGAAUUAAAUUGUUGAUCGUAUAUUAUUCACGAUGAAGCUUUUAAUUUCAGAAAUUAUUAUUGAAAUGUAGGCAAAAGAUUCGGGACACAAAUUUUUAUUAUAAAAUUGGCUAUUACAAUGACUUCGUAAUUCCUUUAUUGUUGAAUAUAUCAUAGUGACGUUAUGUUUCUAAAGUGUUCAGUCUUCAGUAUUAAAUGUUUAAGAAUAAAUGUAAUGGCGUUAGAAUUUUGAUUAAAAGAAAGAAGUAUCGUUUAAAAAGAAGCCAGUUCAGUAUUUACAGAGGUAUCGGGCACGUUCUCUUACAACGUUCGCAUAAGUAACGAUCUUCGAGCAAUAGCUUACCCGCACCCUACCAUUAGGUCUAAGUAUUUAUGGGCUCAUUCAUUUCGUUUUAUGUUUCAAUUUGGACGCAUUGAUACUUGUUUGUUUACGUGUAAGCUGCCACUCAUUCAUUCGGCUACUCCAACCACUUCUAACCAACCGUUAUUAUCCCCUUUGUAGUGGCAAAUACACUUUCUUCGUUACUUCGCGUUACUUCGAUAUCCUAUUAUUAUUGUAUAUUACUUACUACUCGUUAUCUUGAUAACACAUUAAUGAGUGGCAACUUUACGCGUUUGUUAUAUUGUUUAAUAUCUGAGUUAUAUGAAUGUUUGAAAACGGGCCUGGUUUCCAUUAAAUGUACGACUUUUCAAUUUUUUCGACGAAUACAGUACAGUAUCUAUAUCUUAUUUGUAUAUUGUAUGAAUUUCAACAAAGUUCGACGUUACUAUGUAUUUUCGUUAAAAAUGUGUGUGAAACAUAUGAAGUCAUUAAAUGUAUGACUUCUCAAUUUAUUCGACGAUUACAGUGCAGAAUAUAGUGUGUGUAUGUUGUACUAGAAAACCUGCAGGCGAACUGCAGGUGAAUGCCGAAGGCAAGACAUGAACAACAUGCGCAAUUUUGGAUCGCUUGAACUCUUGAAUCGACAAAUCAACACCAGUUUCUGAAUGAAUUUGCAUCAAUAAAUUCUUUUGAAAAUAUCUCGAAAUCUAAUCCAUGUUGACCUAUUUUCGCCAAUUGUUUGCAAAACUAGAGAUCGAGACCUUUACAUUGACACCAAACAUGUCCAAAAAGUAUGGAGAAUAAGGUCAGGAGAAUGGCAACAAAAAAGGUAACAACGAGAAACGGGGUCAGUGGGAGAGAGAAUCGAAGGCCCGAAUGAAUUUCAAAAAAGAUUGACGCUACUAUUUCAUUAAAAAUGUGUGUGAAGUAUGUAAUGAACAUAUUCUAGUGUGUGAAAGUAUCAUAUUUUGGCAUCGUCCUGGUAAUUAAAAAGUUAUCAGAUAUGAUAUGCAAGGUGUGAAAAAAAGUGAUUGACAUGUUUAUAAGGAAAAUGAAUUAUGAUAGUGAAUUAGUGCGAAGUUCGUGCGUUGUGCUCUGUGUGAAUGACACCUACUUUCUUGGUGGAUCCAAGGAUAUCCUGCCCAAAACCAUACCGAACACCUAUUCUUUCCGGAAAGAACCAUGGUGGAGAUGAACGCGAUCGAUUUUUUCGAUCGCGUGAUUCUCGAUGAAUUGAUGCGUCUGUUUCAGGUACAUCUUCAGCAUAGCCAAACAUCCCCAGUUUCGCAAUGCAAUAGGAUUUGAGCGGAGAGCUUUGCUCUUAUCGCUCUCCUUUCAUUGUUUCUUCGAUAACAACAGGCCGCCAGCAGCAGCAAAGGAUUCUGAUGUGUUUGUAUUUCUUGAAAAAAAAAAUGUAGUUUUGAAAAUAAAAUGGCAGAGUACUACGUAAGUUAUUGCAUGAGUGUAAUUUAACCUUCUUACUGCUGUGAUAAAAAACAUUUAAUAGUUGUGAUUAAAUAAAUUUUGUACCAAAUGAGUGAACAAUUUAUCAUCUAACAGUUUGUCUCCGUAUAAGUACGAUUUUCACGCGUAAAAGAUAUUAACUCAGUUAUUCAUCACACACUUUUAAUUGCAAAUCGGUUAUGCAAAUUAUGUUUCGUCGCGGCGAAAUAGAACUUGUUAAGUCGACAAUGGAAACCAGGCCCCGAAGUGUAUGAUUUAACACGAUACCGUGUAGAAUGCGUGUUGUUAAUAUUUAAAACGAGGACUGAGUUAACCGAGCAGCUGGCUCGUCCAAUUAUCUUUCAUCGAUUUAUUUCUGCAUGCAAAGUAACGUUUCUGAUCACGACGGGAUGAUUUGAACGACAGUAUUAAGUAUAGGUGUUAGUCGGUAAUUUCGACGUUUUGUCCGGCUUACAGCGGUGACGAAAAAGUGUAAACGUCCUGAAUGGAAUGUAUGAACGCGCCUUAAUGUUUUGUGCCCUGCUGGACCGGUUACCCAACCGGUAAGGCAGGCAGCGAUCAAGCUUAACGAGUCCUCGAGUUGUGUUUAAAUAAAUUAGACUCCAAUUACGUCGAUGUAGGUGAUGUCUUCAAUACUUUUUUUUCUUGCACAUUAUAUUGUUUAAUUUUGAAACUUCACUUUUCAUAGACCAAAGGUGCUAAACUGUUCGUGAAUGUUGAUCCGUUCAGUUAUUCGAACAUUUACGUCCUGCUUGAAGAUUAACGAGUGCAGCUGCACGAAAAGGAUUGGCAACGGCAAUAUACAUUUUCUCUUGGCACUUUUACAUUAGAAGCGCGACACUGGAAUUUCUAUUUGAACACGAAGUGCAAUCAGGAAAGUGUUUCUGUAUCGUACAAGUGUCUGUGACGGGAGUGAAUUUCUGGUUGGACCGAAAAUAUCGGCUGUGAAAAGUGUAGAGAACUGCGAAAGAUAUUUUGCAGCUAGGUGAUACGGCAGGAAACCGCCAGAUGGCAAAGAGGACUUCUUCCGUGUCCUUGCCACUUGAUCCUGUUGAUGUACUAAGGAUCGAUAUGUAUACUUGUGGGUAUCUUUUUAACAACUGUGAUUAAAGCUGUGCAAAGUGAAAUUUUACGUCUACCGAUGAAACGAAACUAAGUGAUGUGUGUUGGAUAAACUUUUCUAGUCCAGUCCAGUUAAGCAGAGAAUAUUGUAGAUUUUUUAUUACGGACUUAAAGACUGUCGUGAUUUAUUGCCGAUCUAUUGGUAAAACCAUUUUUAACCAUGUAUACACACUUUAGUUCUCUUUCUUUUUUUUUAACGUAAUGCAAAACGUGUACUCUGCUUCAAUGCACCGCCCAAGUACGCCAUUAUUAUCUACCGCCGCGAGUGCUCCUAUAUCACAGGUUGAUCCCCAAGAGUUUCGAUUCGCGCGAAUAACGACGAGAAUCGUGCUUAUCUGAAAUUCUGACGCUCGUUCAUGAUCGAAUAUUCAUCCUUGGUCUCCCUGGGGAGGCGGAGGGAGGAGGCUAUAAGAAAGCAAAAGAGAAAGAAACGAGUAGGGAACGCACAGUAGGGUUUAAAGGGGGGAAGAAAGAAAGACCAACCAAAAUGAGAGUCCAAGCAGUGCGUUGAACCAUGGCCGGAGGAGAGACCAGAAGAGCCAAAGCCACUGGAGCGAUGAAGAAUGGGUGCUGGUUUAGCAAGAGUACAGAUUUGUUCGACUCGGGUGCAACGGCCUCUUUGCUUUCGUGUCCAUCUUCCCGUUGCUAUAGCUACGCCCUCUAAUACCUCCCACCAUCUUCGAAUAUUUCUUCUGUUUUGGUUUUGUUUGAAAUCCAUAAGGAAAAUGUCGAUCAUCCAUUUUGACUUGCAUGCUAUCGUUUCUUCUUGAUGAUAUUCUCUGAUACGUGGUUAGAUUUAUUGAUGGCAAUAUUUGACCGUGAAAAUUAAUGAAUGCUUUCGGUGAAAUGAAGGCAAUACCAGAGCAAUAUUUAAGAUUAAUGUAAGCAGUUGUAAUAUUUUCGAAGAAUGAGUUAAACCAUUUAAAUCUGAAAAAGUUUCUCGUUUGUACGAAGCACAUGGUAGACUUCUCUUUCUUACCGUUUAUCUCACUUUGUGAAACGAACAUUGAAUAGAAGCAUUUAUAACAUUAGUUAGAUGACGGUUGAGCUUGUAACUGUGACAAAAAAUAAGGAAAAACAACUUGUAAUAGUCAUGAAGCCAUCAAAUAAUUGUCGGCAGCAGCUACAGAGAGUGUCCGGUUUUGUGAGAACAACCUUGGUCAUUAAAUAAACUCCUUUUGAUGGUUGGCUGGUUAUCUUCAAUGGCGUUUUAAAAGGGGCAUUUAGGCCCAUUUUGGCUACCCACACAGCCCCUGACACCCUUCCCCCUUCUUCGGCGUUAUGGUGGCUCUCUUCACGCCCCCACCAUAUUCGACACGCGUCCUACCAUGCUAUAAGCUUAAAGGCCCUGACUUUUACGAUUCUGUUCAAGUGGUCAUAAAACCGGAGUUUAUUGCCGUCAUGAUUUUCAAGCAAACGGGCUGCCACCUGUCGGAGUCCCACAAAAGCGAAAACUGCAUCGAGUCACUUCAUCAAGGGCUCCAUCAAUCCGGGCAUUUCAUGAUUACUUUAACGAGUCGUAAAUCUUUUUCGAGACGUUAACAAACGAAAUAUAUAAUACAUAACAUUUUCUACUUGAAUACGUUAUUAUGCAAAAUAUUUAUUUUAAAAAUUGAAAUUUGUAACUUUUCUGAAACAUACACAAAGUAUAUUUAUUUAUGUCGUAAAACGUAGCAUAUGUUAAAUGCACAUACACAACACAUAACGAAAGCAGUAAAUGAGCUGCAACUAUUAUCGUGAACAAAGAACGAUAUCCUCGUAAAUGGUUGUAAAAAGUAAUAAAUGAUGCGAGCCCUAGGUGUAAUGUAGUCGCGUGUUAGUUUUCAUAAACAUUAUUAUUCUGCGAAACGGGAACGUUUAAACUGUUUUUUUGAGACACGCGCGAAGUAGUAGGCGGGUUGUGUCCUAAACAUUCAUAAUGGCAAAAGUGAGCGAGCAAAUAGUCCGGUCCGGUCCCUGAGAGCAGCUUAUGAUGGGCAUUACUCGGCUCGUUACGGAAUAAUUUACGAGGUGCGAACCGCGGGGGCGAUAAUCCAGCGACAUUUACAUCCCAAUAAACAUUCCCGAUACUGGUGCGGCGCGCGCCACGGUGCUUACUUGCUUCCCUCACGGAGGAGCUCACUUUUACGGCGUUUUAAUUGUACGACCGUAGUCUAAUUGGUUCGUAAAACGCUAAAGUAUCUCGUAAAAGACGUUUAUGAUAACAUUCGUGUCGCUCGUACUCACAAUCGCGUCAUCAUCGAACCAUCGGACAGGCUCGAACCGGACCGGUUCAGCUGGAAUCGGAACUUACAGGGAUGGGACGUGCCUCGUGCCUACGAAAUAUAUACUUUCCCUGUUUAUCUUUCCUUUCUCUGUCUCUCUUCGUAGCUUGUCUAUCAAACGAUCGCACGUAAGAGUCAAUUCGCAAGACCGCUUUCACCAAUAACGAUAAUCGCAAGGUGCCUCGUUGAUGUUGGUCGUUUGAACGUCUGAAUGGAUCUGGCAACGUUAGUUCGCGAUGAAACUCAGAGGUGGCGGUGCACGUAUCCCCACGAACGGAUAGAUCGCGGAGAGGGAAGGAGCGGCGAGGAAGAGGAAAGGAAACAUUGCGUGACGCGCGUGGCGUGCAGCUUUCGUUCUACCGUACGGCAGCCGACCGUGUCUGUAUCCACGGUUGCUCGCGCGUUUUCACUGGUGGGGGUAAUGCGGGGCGGCGCCUAACCAGUCAUGGGCGUCGUUCCAACUUGGAACUACUUUCACAUAGUGUAGGAAUUUUCGUGCUGUGGCGGCGCGGUACUCGUGACGAAUUCAAUUCUGAUUGGUCCUUAAGCAUAACCUCCUCCCUUGGCACCCUGUUUUCUUCCCCCUUCCGUUCUGUACCAACGACGCGUGAUCGUACUUCUUGUCUCUCUCUUAGCUGCUGCAAUUUCGCGUCUUUCUUUCUCUCAUUUUCUUUUUAGUUUCUUUUUUUACCUGUUUCGCUCUUCGUCUUUCCCUUUUUUUUUCGGCGCGGCUCGAAAUCUUACUUUUACGCCAGUCUUUUCGUUACUCCUUUCUUGGUCAAUUUGAAACCUUUAUAUUUUUUUUUAAUUUUUCGAUCUUUUUAUCUUACGUACAUGUUUUUGUUUAUUGUCUUGUCCAUUAGUACGCGUCGAAUCUUAUGUAGCCCGACAAGCACCGAAGUACGAAUUUAAUCUCGCGGCACGUCGUUGAGUUGCUCGAGCGGUCGACAGGGGGCUUCGUGAAAUCUAAUCGGGAGAAGGAAAAAGAGAGACAGCCGAAGAAAGUGGAAGAGACAAAACGAAACGCAUCGUCUAGAGGUGGAGCGAGAUGGAAUGAGAGGGUGAGUGAGCAAACGUGGAGGGGGCGUUAUAUGCGGGGGAGGGAGAGAACGGCGAUGACGGAGCAAGUGAGAGGAGUUGGUUAUCGCAUUGGAGAGGGGGUCGACACGCGAAAGACAAGGAGGAAAGUAGUGGUGGGUUCCUCGUCAACACAUAGCACACCGUGGAAGAGUGUGUGCGCACAAGCGAGAAGGAGCGGUCAGAAGGAAGAGAGGGAAUGAUAGUGGAAAAGAGAAAGAGAAGAAACGAGGGCUGAUGGGAGAGAGAGAGGGAAAUUGGUUGUGGAAGCAGGAGAACUCGAUGGUGAAGGAGAGAGACGAAAGGAGACGAACGAGCGAGCAAGAGACAGAGGACGGUACAGAGUGGCGGUACACGGGGCGCGAGAAAAGCGGUAGUGUGCCGUGGACCACCGCACUGGCAUACCGUGGUUCGUUACGAUCCCCUUCGUACGUCGCUUCAUACUGAACCUCACAGUCGUCAGCGAAGUCACAUUUCGACUAGUGCUAGUGCAGUGCGGACAGAGUCAGCGAUUCCUUUGGUCCUUUUAAAAGAUAGACCGGCCGACAUUUCGAGACACCCUGGGCCCCGUGCUUGACUGAUCAGAAAUCAUACACGCAUUAUCGAAAGAUAAAGGAAAAGAAAGAGAGGUGUCCGCGAGGGAGAUCGUCGCGUGCCGGCCGACCGAACCGUCGACGGGCGCGCACGCGGUAGAAAGACCCACAGAGGCAGUUUUAUAGCUCGUCUUAUUACCCCGGUUUAUUGCGUCGUAACGAUUUAACGAUCAUCGCCCGUUUCUACCACCUAGACCGCCGGUUUAUACUCGUGCCGGUAGCGAUAACCAUAACAAGUCCAUAAAAGCCCCCGCCGCUGCCAUGAGUCCCAUUCUGAAUUACACUCCUACGGCCUACUGACAUUGACACUUUGGGUAAAACCGCUUCUACCUACCGAUGACUUUUAUGACCACUUGAAACGGUUUAAUGCCCGUUUGCUUGUCCCUUGUCGACGCUGUCACCUGUCGCCCAGCCGCGUCAAACAGCGUAUCGGUGCUCAACGUGACGCGCUUGCCUUUCGACUUUUGGCGCGAAUUUGCGGAACAUAGAACCAGAACAAGACGAUUUUCGUUGUUAUUCGUGAAACGAUUGGGUUGGUGAACAAACCUAGCUCGAAUCGAUCACAUCGGAGCAUGGACUAGUAUCGGUCGUGACUAGCCACGCGUGUGUGUGCUCUUGACACUUUACGAACUACAAACAGUUCACGAGGUUACCUGCAAAACUCAUCGUCUAUCGCUUUGUUUCUCGAGUGUCGGUGUUUCAGUGCAAGUGAUUCAAAAUACCCGGGAUAAUGAACUCGUAUUUUGAGCAGACUGCGGGUGGCUUCUACGGAAGUCACCACCAUCAAACAGGAGCUGCUAGUCAGCACCAUGAUCCGGCUACAGCAGCGGCAUACAGAAGUUUCCCACUUGGUUUGGGCAUGUCUCCCUACGCAUCCACGCAACAUCAUCAUCACACCUCGUCGUCAUUGGGAAUCCAUCCGGGUGGAGGCACCAAUACGAGACCACCGCAAGAUUCACCAUACGACGCGAGCGUCGCGACGGCCUGCAAACUCUACUCGACGACACCUGAAGCGACCGGGCACACCACAUCCUCGUACUCGACCACAGCAACUAAGGACUGUAAGCAACAAGACCAAGCUGCGGCUCAUCAGAAUGGUUAUGCUGCUGUGAUGGCAGCCGCAGCUGUCAAGGACGUUUGGCAGUCAGCGACUUCCGGGGCGAACAGCCAGAGCAAUUCGGUCGUACGUCCUUCGGCGUGUACCCCAGAAGGUACGAGGGUUGGUAGCUACGGUGGUCUCGUAGGCGGCGACCCGGCAUCGAGUCCUGGUAACAACAGUUCCUCGAGGUCCCUCACGUCGUCCUGGAACACCUGCAGUUUGAACUCGUCCGCGAGCCAACCGGUUGCCACGCAACUACAUCAGCAACCUACCGCCAACCAUACCUUCUACCCCUGGAUGGCUAUAGCAGGUAAGGAAGAUAAUGCUAAGCCGCAUUGGACAUGGUUGCAAGGAGCGAACGGAAUGCGCAGGCGCGGCCGACAGACUUACACGCGCUACCAGACGCUCGAACUCGAAAAAGAAUUCCACACGAGCCACUACCUCACCAGGCGGAGGCGGAUCGAGAUGGCACACUCUCUCUGCCUGACGGAACGGCAGAUCAAGAUCUGGUUCCAGAAUCGGCGGAUGAAGCUGAAGAAGGAGUUACAGGCGAUCAAGGAGCUGAACGAACAGGAGAAGCAGGCGCAGGCGCAGAAGGCAGCGGCAGCAGCGGCCGCGGCUGCGCACCAGCAGCAAGCGGCCGGUGGGGGACCGGAUGGGGCCAACUAGGGGUACGCCCUGCACCGGAGCCCCCCUGACCACCCCACCACCAAUCCACACCACCCUCUGCUAGCACCACAAUGUACACAGCUAUAUUAAAGUUUGAUCGAAAACCCCUCCUGUAUGGAGGAAUGAAGAACUCAGACCGAUGAGCCGUACUUGACUAAAGAGGUAGUUGUGUGAUCGAAGAUAAACGAUUUAAUAUCGAAGCUUUGGUAAAGGAUACAGUUCAGAUUUAAUCGUUGUUAAUGUAAGAGCUAGCUGCAUCCGGAACAGUAUAUUGAAGGUUAAGUGUAAUGAGAUGGUUGUUAGCAAUACGCAUCUAACUCUUUUUACAAAUAUUUUAACGUUUCCUUUCAUCAACUUCGUAAUUAAAGCAGAGCGGUAUGUAGAAAUUAUUAAUUUCAAUGGCGUUAAAUUUAAAAAAUUUGUAAAUUGGCUGCUUGCAAUUGAAUAAAAUUGGUCGAGGUUUAAUCCUUUGUAACCAAAGUUUAGAAAGGGGGUUGAAGGGGCUCGAAGUUAAUGGAUUUCGUCGACGUUGAAUAACGGGCUCCGCAAGGUCUUGAGCGCGCAUUAAGCUUGAUAUAUCAUCGGCGAAAGUUACCGUGUCCUGAAGAAAAUGCUCGGCUAAAGAGUAUUGCUGGCUUUUAGCUGUGGCGGCCUUUAAAAUUAAGUUUAGCCGGUACACUUAAUGAGGAUAAACCACCUGCGAGCGUGUACCUCCAUAAUUUCCUAAGUUAUUCUGUUUGCGUGCAUUUAACUCGUGUUCAAGCUGCAUCUCAAGGGGUUGCCGCGGCAACGAGCCCCGUUGAAAUGUUGCCCCGUCGUGAUUUUCGUAUUUUUCUACAUUCUAGGAUAUCCGUGAACGUUAAUGAAGCGUCUGCAAUUUUCUCGAUUCGCCCUGUUUAUUCCGCUCACGUCCGUUAGAUUAUAGUCCAUGCUUGAUAGAAGCAUGGUUGAAAGACGCAAGCUUCAAAUAGUCACAAUAUUUACAACUUUUCUGGUGUUCUUCUAUUUUUUUUCACUAUUCUUGUGAAAAGGGAGAAGUGAAAACUGCUCCGUGCCUAUCGUUUCUCCUAAAAGGGGGUGCGAGGGUGAAAAAGAAAGUAGAAAGUUUCGAGUCAGGUAAAAGAAAAAAGGAAAGAAAAAGGCAGAUACAACCAAAAACGGUGCCAAUUUCAGUACGCUAUCUGCCUCGAAGAUCCUUCGGUAUAAUUUGUAUUUUAGUCCAGGGAACGACCAUUCGUUCCCAGAAAACGAACGACCCUUCGAAUUGCUUCUCGGUCGAGGCAAUAUCGGCUGUAAAAAAAGGUCCUCGCUUUUUCUGCGCUUUCACGAAAGUCUCUGUUGCCGGUUCAGGCUUUUAUGACUCUUUCCAUGUUUGGGUGGAAAAAACGAUUCCCGGGAAAUGUCGUCCGCGGACGCUUUGUGCCGAUCAGGGCGACAGUCAGCUAACGUGCCGCUUUCAUUUCGACUCGGUAUCCUAUCUCUUUUAGCACUUUUUAAUUUUGCUUUUCUCUACUGAAUUUUUUUUCUAUCAUUGCUUUUAAUCCCGGCUAUAUUUUUUCUAAACAUAGUAACUAAUUAAUUACAACAGUUUAGUUUAUUAUUGUUGGACAGUUUAAUUAGAUAAUUUAUAAAGCAGUUUUCCACCGGCUUCAUCUCGAAAUCUCAUUAUCAGUCGCGCGCGAUUGCACCAGCCGCAGGGAAGAAGAAUUGGCGCGAUAAUUCGCAGUCGUUCCUAAUCAUAUCUCUGCCAGAUAAACGGAAAAGUUUAUAAAGUUCCUUUUGUUCGUACGCAAGCAGUAUCUCACCAAGCGAAGGAAUUCGCCAAUUAACUCCACGAACUGCAUCGUAAUUGUAGGCUGUGUGCCCUGCCGAGAACCGAUUCCAAACGAGCACUAUCCCUGAUUCCCAGUGUGAGAUGUUUAAUCGAUGGACUCCGGGUUUCUCGUUCCUCCACGUGUUGAAGCGCGACGAAACACCAUUUCGGUGGUUGUCGUUGCAUCAAACAUUCGCGUUUUCACCGAUCUAUACGAAAUUCGGUUUUCAACGAUGUCAGUUAGGUGGCCUCGAAAUAGGUUAGGAUUUUAGACUUGCAAAUGGCGUAGUGACAUGCAUCAUGAAUGCAUUAUGAGUUGUGACCCGCAUCAAAGUCUCCAGGGGAAUAAAGAUUGGAGGAUGUAACGAGGUUGAAAAUGAUUUGUUUUAAUCGUUAUAAUUUCGAUAUUUCUUAUAAAAAUUUAAAAAAUACAUCAUAUUACCCAGAGCUUUCAUUGAGACGGUCUGACGUUAUCUUAAGAAAUGUCACGCGGUAGUUCCUCGUUCAAACCGAACCGGAAAUAAUCAGCCUUUUUUCUGUUGUUUUUCUUCCGUAGCAACGAUAAUCUCGCGUCUUCCUUUAUCGUUCGCGUUCUUUAUCGGUCGCGACUGUGGCCGAGCACGUUUUUAUGACGCAAAGUAGAUCGUUAGUCGUUGGAUGGAACACUGCCAGGAACUAUAAUCGCGUUACGCUCGAAUUGUGGUGCCCGGUGGUAGCAACGUUGUUGUAUCGAUACGCGAAAUCGAUUAGUGCAAUAAUAAAUUGCGAUUUGAGUUAUAUUACCGUAUUAAUUACAUAUUUACGACGUUAUUUAUUUCCCCACUUCUACACACACGCGCAUACCCGCGGGUUUCUGUUGCAUUGUUUCGGCCACUCAUUAAAUCGUGCAUUGAUAGCGGAACCGCAUUAAAUUCGCGACCGUGCCACGCUUUGAUAAUAUAAUGAGAUAUACAUAUUUUAGAGGUGUUUUUUUAAAUCUUUCUUUUGUCGUCGACGAGAUUUACAUUUCAUCAUUCUUGAUCGACGGUUUUUGUUGCUACAGACAAAGCCAGUUAAGAUCCAAUUAAGAAAGGACCAACCCGCUAUUGUGGGUAGUCACAACCUAAGAAUUUGACGGACCUCUAGCAGCGUGCUUCCAUACGUCACCUUUUCUUUUUUUUGUCACCUAAAUAAAGAACGGGACACACCGAAAGAGCUCCUCUCGCGAACCGUCUCCCGAUGCCGUGACGCAGAUAUACGCGCAGAUAAAUUUUGACAGUGAACAAGAAAAAGCAAUUUAGAAGUAUUCUGGCGAUCUACUUUUAUAGGAAAGAGUUCGCCCGUAUAGACGAUAAAUCCUGCGUCCUGGUACGAGUCUAAAAGCUAGAAAUAUUUAAAGGGGUAUUUCUGAUCCAGAGAUUUCGUAUCGAUUUGCGAGUUCUUUAUUGCCCUUUCUAACCUGGACGGGUAAUACAAAGAUCGUUAAGCUUUUGUUAAUUUAUGCUCAAAACUUAGUUAUUUUCUGUUUGCAUGUAGUCAUGCUAUAAGGAAGUUACCAGCCAGAGUUAUAGUAAACGUGGGUUAGAAAGGAAUGCGAGUGACUUUAUGGGAGUUGAUAUUUGGUUCACAGUAUUGCGAUGCCAUCUAGUGGCUUUAACGACAUCGAGCUUAAUUAUGGCCGCCUCACCCCCGGCUUUCGAGGGCGUGGUUAAGGCGGAGACAAUCAGCGCCGACUAUUCCAUCGUAUUGGUUCGUCACAGUUUAUCGUCUUUCAUUGGCAUAAAUAAUUUUUUCGGGAAAAAUAAAGCUUUUCUAUCGCAUUUUUCGAUAGAUUCGCGGAAAUGAAAAUUUUUCACAAUAAAGCGACGCAACGAUGACCUCCGAAGCGGAGAAUUGUAGUACUCUGCGUGGCGCUAUUUUUUCGUUAAUUGGUCGUUUCUGUCGUAGAGGGCAGCACGUAAUGAGCCGUUCUUGAACGUUAUAGCAGCUGUUCUGCCUUAUCGACGCCUCACUCGGUACGGCGUUUAAUUUAGAGAACUCGCUCCUACUUACCGCCUAUUCUACGGUAGUCCAAUGAUUGCCGGUAAUGCGUUUUAUGGUUUGUUUUUAUCGACAUGGUCGUACAGUAACUUACAGUGGUGUUUCUGGUUCUCAUCGUGGGGCUUCGUCGCCCGUACGAACACCAAUUCAUGUGUAUCCGUGUUUCUCUUCUGCAUCCGAUAGUCGGGCUCUCGCAUUUUCUCUUGGCUAUUCGUCAAUAAACCAAUAAAGUCGCCGCGACUAGCGCUACCUCAUGAAGACAAAACAAAGUAAAGGACACUGUUUGAUUUUAUUGGGCAGUAAAGUGUGAUUUCGACAGAUUGAUACAUGAUCUUUUCUCUUUGUUUCAUCGUCGCUCCCUCCCCUUCGCUCUCUUGUUCUUUCCCGCUCAUAUAUUUUCCAACCGCUUGCUCGUCAAACGGUAGGUCGGGGAUCUUUAUUGGCUGUAGAGGAAGACAUUUUACGAUCCAUAAAAGCGUUUAUAGCGCUCCAGCAGUCUUACCUCGGUUCUUACACCCCAGUUAUAUCCAUUACCCCUUCCGCGGCCUUUCCAAGGGCGGCCACUGGCACGCGCUCGCUCUCUCCACCGCCUUUGAGAUUUACAGGUUACGCUCCCGGUAACACCUCGUAAACUUGGCUUAACGACUUUAACCGGGCCUAACUGCUUCCUUCCUGCAAUCAGACCCUGACCUACCUCUCACGUAAACGUCCUAGAAAAAUUUCAACGGUACCGUAAUUCAUGACAUCACAGACCCUUCAGUUUUCUCCAACUUCGCGAUUUAAUCUAGUAUUCUUUUACGUACCCCGGUGUCAUUAUCUUAAACAUACCUAUACUCUCCAGAUCUUAUACGGCUACUCUAUAAGAAAAGUUCAACUUUUUUCGGAUGCUCUGGGGAUAUUUAUCAUCGCGUAGGGAACUAGUUUUCCCCUCAGGAAGGUUAGCAUCCUUAAUUGUGUACUUUUUUUGAGUUCUCCAAGACUAAGGGCAAAUAAUGGGUGGUUCCUCCCCCUACUUUUACUCUUAACUAAGAGAAGCCCACAUUGCACCCGAGUGUGCAUGCAGCAGGUGCGUACGACUUCUGAAGUGGAACGUGUUUUGCCGUGUCUUACGAGAGCAGAGACACGCGGGCUGCUGUCCGCUGUUUUAUGAUUUGUUUUGAUUACACUUCAUUACCAUUUUACGCCUUUCGUUGCCACGUAACUGCCUGGCAAUAACUCUUCGUUGUUGAUUCUAUCGCGACGUUUACGACCGUCAUUAUUAGCUGAUACCACUUGAACUCUCGUAAAGUCUACGCCCGUGCGAUCCGACUCGUCCGGGACAUCCGCUUGCACGCUGGCCCGUAGUAUGAGUAGGGGGAUUCCCAGCCCAGAGGGUGGUUGCUCAGAGUGGGGAGACUUACUAGUUGCCGGAUCGUCCGGCAGAUCGCGCCCCAGUAGUUUGUUACGUCUUAAUGCUAUACUUCAUUUAUCGGGGCUUUCUCUCUACUUUACUCUCUUAUCUCACCACAGCGAAUCAUCAUAGCCUUGGGCUCGGAACCGAUUGCUUUCGACUCGAUCUUGCUCUCUUUUUCUCUCUCUCUCUCUCUCUCUCUUGGCUUGUUCUCUGCUUAUUAUCUUCGCUUUCGUUACACACGCGCCUACUUUCUGUCGUAAAUCCUCGCACGAACGACCGGCAGCGUAGUAUCGCUGCAUCUUGAUGAUUUCUGUGUAAAUUCAAGGCGUCAAGUAGAUUUAUCUGUUGCCGUUCGGGGGAGUAAUUGGAUUUUGACGGACACGUCCAAUCGAAGUGGUAGUGCAUGUUUCAAACUAUUCUUUCCUCUUCGUUUCAUCAUGUUUUUGAACUCGCGACUCGGUGAUUUUGUAGAUUGCAUUUUCAUUCCCGCCAUAGAUCCUCGUGACGAAUAUUCGAAUGCGACCAACGGUUUGUUUACUCCAGGCUCGGGAAAAUUCAUCUUCCUGUCCUACAUUGAUCGGUGCAAUAAUGUACGGCAGUUCAAAACUGUUUGUUCAUUUCUUUGUACAAUGGAAAAAUAUUUCUGUGCGUAUAAGAUCGAGAUUUAAAUACGAAAGGGAUGUAAGGGAUUGCAUUUGAAUUUAUAUUAUUGCAAAGUCCGGUAAUGCAUUUCGAGAACUAGCGCGGCGCAUGAACAAGCAUAAACAAAAGCUUUUUUGAGCGUUGUGAUAGCUUAAUAACCGCGACCGUUGAUCCGGAGGACGAAGGAAGCCGCGAAUUUAGCAAAACCCGGUUUUGUACAAGCGGUAUUAGCAUUUAAAAAUGAACAGCGCCCCGUCUGCUGGCGCCAUUGGACCACAUUUACACAACAAUGAAGGGCCGCGCUCUAAAAACUCCCAGAAUCCCCUUGGCUACGAAGUCAACGGAGAAAGAGCAGCAGAGACGGCGGAUGAAAUAGAAGGAGAACGGAGAAUCGUAACGCCAUCUCGAUCUUCUCUUUACUUUCUCCUUUCCUCCUCAAAUCCCGCGUGUUUCACCCUGUCUCUCUGGGCCCCUACCACUUCAGAUUUGAGGUUAGGGUGGUGUGGGCCGCAGAAAGGCACAAGAGGCAACGACACAGGCCUGACUAGAGAAUCUCUGGCAACACAAAACCAAAAGGCUUCCAUGGCCUUUUUUUCUUUCUUUCGUUUCUUUUCGGAUCUUGGCUAGCCACAGAUUGAAAGGGAGAAAGAGAAGACGAUAUAUUCUUCGCUCCGUCUGGCUGGAUAUUUCUACACACGAUACACACUACACCAUCCUGUUGUCUGAGCUACAACGUGAUGGCUGUACCUGCGACGUUGCCAAAUUAUCUUACGUAACCAUGUAAUUUUUCUAGCUAUGGUCGACACUGUACAGGCGAUUUCCAACGAUUUUUCCCCCCUUACAAACAUGUGUUUCGAAGUAGAGAGUGAAGUAUACAAAAAUUUUUUGUCUAAUUGCGUUAUAGUAUGGCCAUAUAGUAUGAGUUCAUUGUCAGCUAUGGCUGCUGAGCCGAUACGAUGACACUUUCGAAGUGACGCGUUCGUAUUGCCCGUAGAGAAAUUAACACACUCAGAUCAAUGUUUUCCGACAUUUCACGACUUGUCGCGUGGUAAAAGAGCCACGACAAACGUUUCAGGAGCAGUUUUACGCCUUCUUCGUUACGGCUGAAAAAGCACCGACCAUGGUGUGCCGUGUUGGAUUUCUGUUUCGUGUCUCGUGUGCGCGAUUACAUGGUUCGUUUAACGCGGAAAGAAUGACCAUGUACACGUUGUCUAUCAAUUCCAGCGGCUAGGUUCGUUUCAUAUCCUGUUCCGGGGGCAAAUAUCAGGGGAGACUCAAUUAAAAGAAACGCAUCAAAUCAGUCGAAUAGCUCGGUCGAUUCGCUUGGCGUCGCUUGUUUCCAGUUUCGGACGGCUGCUUAUUUAUACAGACCACCCGGGAGCGAGAUCGCGUUGAAAUAAAGUGGUACGAGCUAAAUGUUCCUUGACCACGCGCGAUCGUGCUCGUGCUGUCUUUCUUUCUGGCGCGCGUGAGCUCGUUCCCAUACACAUGCGUAAUAAAUAUCCUGUGCGGAAUUUAUCAUUGUUCGCUUUGCUUUAUCGCCCGACGAGAUUAAUGUCUUUAUACGAGUCGUGAGGAACUUUCGUCAUUUUUGUAGUUCACACCUUCACAAUUGUUCGGUUAUUUUGCUACCAGUGGUCUUCUCGCAUCAAGGUAAUCGACGUGUCAGUUCAAAGCAUUUUAUAACUCUAGCGAAUGUCUUCAGUUUACAAAGAUUCCUCGUGUAAUGUGUUAAUUGUACGAAGGGAGCACUUCUGUGCAUCAAUCUCCCCAGGUUGAAUCUACAGUUUCGUCGUCAAUCCGCUUACACAGAUAGUAAUACCAAAAUAAUCUUUUUGAAAUGUUCCUAAAGUUCUUGUAAAUUUUCUUACACCCAUGAAUCACAUAAAAAGCUAAGGAACUUUAGGGAAAUUGAAGGGUUGAAAAUACUGUCUAAUUGCGAUACAGUGGACGGGAUGCUUUAGCUUGUCAUCAAGAUGCACUUGGUUUUACCUGUUUUUUACAUUUUUACGCCACUAUAAUCUUCGUUACUGUAAUGUGUCAGAAAGUUGCACAUCUUUCACAUAAUGGGAGGGUUAGGACGGGGGUUGGUUACGACCACUGGUGGUGGGUCUCCCUCGAUCCUGUGAGAGAUUAUUCUCGCAUCAGCCUGCCGUUCUCGCGGUAAAUUAUUCGUUUUCAACUAAAAACGGACAAUGAAAUAAAAGUUUCGGGCCAAAAGUUUACGCUUCUUGGCCACGUAAAUCAUCUCGGCGCGAAGUAGCACAAAAAAAGUUUGGUCGCCGGUGUGUACGAGAGGGUGGCGGCAAAAUAUGAGAACUAAUUGUGACGCACUCCGCGGAGAGUUAAAUCGCACGCUGCCUUGAGGGGUUAGAAUUUUGAGGUGGCCGGUAUUAGGCUGUCCUUUUCUCCUUUGCCCCCUCGUGUAUAUAAACUUAAGAAGAAGAAGACGCGGAGACAGAAAGCAAGGGACCGGUAGGCAACGUAGUUAUAUCCCGCGCAUGUUGGCAGCAACGCCAGUGUGUUUUUCAUUUUCUUUAUAUCACCCUUGACGCUCGUAAAACCAUUACCCGUGACCAAGCGAACGCAACUUCUAUAUAAAAUCGUAUCGGUGUGCACCCGUCUACAAUCACACGAUCCACGUGGUCUUUGAUGAUACUGAAACUCGUUCCUUUCUUUCGCUUCUUCGUUCUCCCCCGGCUCUGCUUUCGCGAGACGAACCCAAUUUCCUCGGCGACGGAUACCACCCUCGGAGUUUCUAUACUUGCCCGGCUAUCAGAAGGUCCUUCGCUUUUUCUCGAAGAUUGUUUAAGUAAAUCAAUAGUCAGGUACAAUCCCAGUGUUCGUGCAAUCAUUUCUAAUCUCUAGGUUAGCUUAUUAUACUUUUGUACAACUGAAAUACACCGCAAUGGCUCAUUACACCGAGGCGUCGAGACACCGGAUCUUGAUACCCUGAUGUGUAGAUAAGUCAGUUACUGACUCGGUCUAGCGCGUUCCACCAUGGAACCUUUUUUGCGUAGCGCGCCCUCUUAUUGCUUUCCUCUCUUCUUUACUCUUGCUCUCACUCCUGGUGGGUGAUUCAUCAUCGGCGUCGUCCUCUCUCGUUUCUCUGGCUCGGCUGGCUGGCUGGUCUGACUGGCUGGUUCGCUGGCUCACUUGGUUUCUGGCUUUCUGGCCCCUGGACCCCUUGUCUCUUUCUCUCUUUUCUCUAUCAUUCGUUUGUCUUCCUUUUCUACCUCCCCCUCAGACCUAUAUACUCGUUUUACUCCUACACUGGAGCCGUACCAACAUGCAGUUCUGGCUCGGUAGGGCGCUCUUUCGCGCUGUUGGCCUAUAGGUAUUCCCGCACUCCGGGCGCAUCCUGAAGUCGCCGGCCGCAGAGGUGGCUCUACUGGAUCGUUGAACAAUUCACACCUAAAUUUGAGUUUCACUUGAUACAGUAACGGCCCAAUCACUUUUUUAAAUUAUAACAUCGAGUGGAGAUAAGAACAUUAAUAUUUUGACUCUUGUCUCGUCGGUUCCAGAAGUUAGGACAGCUACCAACGCUGUCUUUACUUCUCCUAUAGUCUCCCCUUAUUUUGUGUGCACCCGGCUAAGAUAUCUGCACAGACAGGUACACCCACUAUAAGGGCGAAUACGCGUCGCUAUAAAACAUAUGAAACGAUAUAUUACCCAGCGAUAUCACUCUGCAGCACGAGGCGAUACGGUAAUAUUUCGCCCAGGAACGCUUGGAAAUGUUGCCCCGUGUCAGCGGUGUAAGCACUGCGGGGGCACGGCAGAAAUCGUUGGCUACGGAUCCUUCUUAUUUCCUCGUCUCUGUUUCUGAUAUUCUCUCUCGCCGUCAAUUGUCUCCAUGAUCAAAUGCGAUGCUUUUCCUCGUUCUUCAAUGGAUGAUUCAAUUAUAGGAUACAUGGAGCUGUGUUCAAACUCUCUCGACUACUAUGAUUAUUGAUAGUAUCGCAGACGUUGCCUCCAUUGUUGGAAGUCUCCCAUGUCACGGAUCAGCGUUCAUCGUUCCCAGCAAUGUUUUUAGCACGAUUCGCCAUUGAACUCGAUGGUUAGAUAAGCAAUUCGUUGCGUGUUUUAAACUAGUCGGUCCAGCGUGAAAUAUCGUGAGGCUUUUCAAGAACGACGUCGAGGAAUAGCCAGGCUCGUUUAGAAGAGACCUCCGUUGGUUUUGAAGAUGGGAUUCCGGUAAUUCGACGCACUGAAGAACGAAGAAAGACCGAGGAAGUUACUCAAGAGCGAGAGACAUUGGGAUACAAAGUUGAAGUGAGAAUGACCGAGCGAUGGACAGAGAUGGCGUGAAAGGGUGGAGAGGUAAAGAGAAGUGGGUUGGGUACGAGGGAUAGAGUAGGGGCGGGAGGGCGUUCC
Molecule: messenger RNA, 20734 nt
Organism: Osmia lignaria (orchard mason bee)
Lineage: Eukaryota; Metazoa; Arthropoda; Insecta; Hymenoptera; Megachilidae
Gene: Ubx
Product: ultrabithorax
Biological process (GO): negative regulation of transcription by RNA polymerase II; anterior/posterior pattern specification
Cellular component (GO): nucleus
Molecular function (GO): RNA polymerase II cis-regulatory region sequence-specific DNA binding; DNA-binding transcription factor activity, RNA polymerase II-specific
Source: RefSeq, a predicted model, not a curated record